AAAAUCGAUUUCGUCAAAAUGUGAGGUUAUGCUACUGUGAAAAUCUUGUCAAAAUAUUGAAAAUAUUCAUGUUUCUUUAAAUUUGAACAAAUUUUACAGAUAAUUUUUUAAGCGAAGAUUUAAAAUGAGUUUAGAAUCCAUACCAAGAGACCUGAGAGGUCUAAGAGCUUGUUUAGUAUGCUCUCUUAUAAAAAGUUUUGACCAAUUCGAAAAGGAGGGAUGCGAAAACUGUGAAGAAUUCUUGAGAAUGAAAAACAGCCACGAUAAUGUUUAUGAUUGUACUAGCAAUAAUUUUGAUGGAAUGAUCUCUGUAAUGUGUCCAGAUGAUAGCUGGGUGGCUAAAUGGCAAAGAAUUAGUCGCUUAAGCCGAGGUGUUUAUGCCAUUUCUGUGUCUGGUACCUUACCCAAGAGUAUAAUAAAGGAUUUGAAAAGUAGAGGCAUUAAUUAUAAGAGUAGAGAUACAAGUCAAAGAUAAGGGACAUAGUAAUUACUUUAGAAUGCAGUUCCAGCAAAUACAAAAUUAAGAAAAAAAAUGAUUAUAUCCGUAUCUGAUGUAUUUACAAGUGAUGUAGUUUUAAGUUUAAAAUUGGUGAUGAUCUUCAUUUUAUAUUUUAUUACAUAAACAUUGUGUAUGUAAUCUAUUUUAAUAUAACCAUUAUAUCAAUUA
This is a messenger RNA of Diabrotica virgifera virgifera (western corn rootworm), 667 nucleotides long. Its product is annotated as transcription elongation factor SPT4-like. The transcript has 4 exons. Gene Ontology annotation, molecular function: zinc ion binding; RNA polymerase II complex binding. Lineage: Eukaryota; Metazoa; Arthropoda; Insecta; Coleoptera; Chrysomelidae. The coding region runs from base 125 to 475 and encodes 116 amino acids. Gene Ontology annotation, biological process: regulation of transcription elongation by RNA polymerase II; mRNA processing; chromatin organization. Gene Ontology annotation, cellular component: nucleus; DSIF complex. The record is from RefSeq and is a predicted model, not a curated record.